This is a messenger RNA of Folsomia candida, 2143 nucleotides long. RefSeq names its product vacuolar protein sorting-associated protein 4A. The coding region runs from base 330 to 1661 and encodes 443 amino acids. The transcript is spliced from 10 exons. Lineage: Eukaryota; Metazoa; Arthropoda; Collembola; Entomobryomorpha; Isotomidae. Gene Ontology annotation, biological process: vacuole organization; endosomal transport. Gene Ontology annotation, molecular function: ATP binding; ATP hydrolysis activity. The record is from RefSeq and is a predicted model, not a curated record.
GGAUGACACAUUCUCACAAUAAUCAUCAUCACACCUCCAUUCAUCAUCAACUCUACCAACAAUAUUAACUCUUUCUUGCUACCAAGUCCAACAAUUAAAUCCGUUGCCACCAAUUUCAGCCCUUGACCAUAAUCUGUACACAGUGGAUUGACGAGCAGCGGAUAACCCUGAAAGGGCUGAAGACGUACGUUUGCCAUAUAUUAUUAACUGUUUAUCAACACCACGUCAUCCACAAUAUUAGUUGUUACUUGUUAGUGAGACUUUCAUGUCACAAGCUAUAUAACGCCGACAAGUCCAGCUAAUAUUUGGAUCUAUAUCCCAUAGAAAUUAUGUCGACUACAAGUACACUUCAGAAAGCGAUUGAUCUCGUAACAAAAGCAACAGAAGAAGAUAAAAAUCAAAAUUUCGAGGAAGCGCUACGAUUGUAUGAACAUGGUGUAGAAUAUUUCCUGCAUGCCAUUAAGUACGAGACACAAACCGAUAAGUCGAAGGAAACGAUUCGUCAAAAGUGUGUACAGUAUUUGGACAGAGCAGAAACCAUCAAAAAAUUUCUAAAAAACUCGAAGGGAAACAAUAAAGGAAAACCGGUGAAAGAAGGUGGAACAACAAAAAAGAGUGGGGAUAAAGAUAGUGACAGCGACAGCGAUGGAGAUGACCCAGAAAAGAAAAAAUUGCAGAACAAACUAGAAGGCGCAAUUGUUGUAGAGAAACCAAAUAUAAAAUGGUCUGAUGUGAUAGGGCUUGAGGGUGCAAAGGAAGCUUUGAAGGAAGCUGUGAUUCUGCCUAUUAAAUUUCCACAUUUGUUUACCGGAAAAAGGACCCCAUGGAAGGGGAUCUUAUUGUUUGGCCCUCCCGGAACAGGAAAAUCGUACUUGGCGAAAGCCGUCGCAACUGAAGCUAAUAAUUCAACCUUCUUCUCGGUAUCGUCAUCAGAUCUUGUGUCCAAGUGGCUGGGAGAAUCUGAAAAACUCGUCCGAAACCUGUUCGAACUUGCGAGAACCCACAAGCCGUCAAUUAUCUUCAUUGAUGAAAUUGAUUCUCUUUGCUCCUCCAGAUCCGAUAAUGAAUCGGAAAGCGCAAGAAGAAUCAAAACAGAAUUUCUUGUACAAAUGCAAGGAGUUGGAAAUGAUACAGAAGGGAUAUUAGUACUUGGAGCAACAAAUAUUCCAUGGGUUUUGGAUGCUGCCAUUCGGAGAAGAUUCGAAAAAAGGAUUUACAUACCACUUCCCGAAAGUUCGGCUCGAACCAAUAUGUUUCGUGUUAAUUUGGGAAAUACACCAAAUAGCCUUACGGAUGAAGAUUUUAAAUUGCUUGGAUUGAAAACGGAGGGUUAUUCCGGAGCUGACAUCAGCAUUGUCGUCCGAGACGCACUAAUGCAACCAGUGCGAAAAGUCCAGACGGCGACCCACUUUCGUAAAAUCACGGGACCCUCCAGAGACAAUCCUAACGUAAUGGUGGACGAUUUAUUGUCUCCAUGUUCUGCAGGCGUACCUGGAGCAUUCGAAAUGACUUGGCAAGAUGUUCCUGGAGAAAAACUGGCAGAACCUCCAGUGACGAUGAGCGACAUGCUAAAAUCAUUGUCCACGUCGAAGCCUACUGUAAACGAUGAAGACUUGAAAAAGCUAACCAAAUUCACCACUGAUUUCGGACAAGAGGGAUAAGUGGCGUGAAUUUUAUGAUGACAUAAGAUGAAACCGUUAAUAUUAAAGAUUAUUCCUAAUGAUAAUAAUUAUUCAGUUCCGUGCUUUAUUACAUUAUUAUAUUAUCAUGCAGCGUAAAUUUACAUAGAAUAAUUGUAAAUACCAACAACUAUUUACCAUAUUAUUCAAGCCUAUAUUAAAAUCUUUUGGUAUGCAUUUAAAAUAUUGGAAUUGUUUUUUAAACAACAAUAAACUCAAAGCUGUCAUGUUUCAGACAUUAUACAUAAACAAAACAGGAUAAAUAUAUGGUGAUGUAAAACUUUUAUCAUGAUGAGCGAAUAAGAGACAAACACGUAUGCAUUUUUAUACUUUUAUUAUUAUUAAUUCAAAUACGUUCAGUUCAACACAAAGACAGAAACCCAUUGUCACAUUCUAAAUAAAUCAACUUUUUAGAUAAAGUUUUCAAACAUAAAAUAUAAAUUCAUUCCAGUAAUUAAAAACUU